UAAACUAUCUGUUCGUAAGGCACAGGUACACGUGCAGGACACGUGUAUGUGGUGUGACAGUGUACAGGACGUGAACUGGUACUGUAAUGACUGUCAGGAGGCUUUGUGUGACCGCUGUAAGGAAGGUCAUAAACGAGGAAAGAAGACAAGGAAUGACGACGUCGUACCGAUAAAGCAGGCAAACAAAACCGGCCAGGCGGUACUACCAGAGGUAUGUAAGAUACACCCCGGUAAAACAUGCCAACUGUUCUGUACAGAGUGUAACGUCGCCAUCUGUUCAAUGUGUUUUACAACGAACCACGAACAGCACGCAUUCAAACAUUUCGAAGACGGAAUUACCACCCAGAAACAUUAUAUGCGUGAGCAUUUGGAAACGUUGAAAUCUAAGUUAGUUCAAUUCAAUGAAAAGUUAUCAAACCGUCAGAAAAAGAGCACAACAUUCAAAGAAAGAGUCGAUAUUAUCUGUAAAGAUGUCAAAGAGCAAGGAACAAAGCUGAAGGCAGAAAUAGAUUCUAUAGUGGACAAUGUCCUAGCUGAAUUAUCAUCACUGGUUGCUGAAGAAGACAAACUCCUUCAACAGGAUUGUGAGCAUGAUGAUAAAAGUGUUAAACAAAUAAAGCAGCUGAUCGAAGAAGUGGAGCAGCAGUCGGAAAUCCCAUCAAGUGGAACUUUGUUUGAGCUGACGGGGAGACUUAGGACCACUAUACCGCUUUAUGACGUUACUGGUACUAGUAUACAACCACGUCCACUAAGCUUUGAAACCGGCCAAAUUAAUACAGACCAGUUGAAAAAUAUGAUCGGAUAUGUUCAGACGGGGAGUAAGAAAGAUUCAACGCCAAAGUAUGAGAAGAAGGAAAUAAAUAACCAACAUGUCCGUAAACUUACUACAUUCCAAAUCCCUCCAAACGAAUCCAUAUGUCCAAUAGACGACACCUAUGCAUGGAUAUCAAGGUUUGAGUGUCAGGACCUGCUCCGAGUCAAUAAAGAGGGAAACGUCACAGAGACUGUAAAGCUUGAUUUAACUCUGGAAUACUGAUGAAUCGACAGGAUCAUUCACUAUUGAUACACAAACUGUCAGAGAACAGACGAGUGACGACCUUUGCCGACAUCAGUCUAUUAAAGGCAUAGGGUAUCAAUGUUAGUGACACAGACGAGGUGUUCGUUAAUACUGACACUACGACAAUACUGGUACUGAACAUGUCUGGGGACAAGGUUAGACAACUCUCGUAUGGACAUGAUUGGAACCGUAUAGUAUGUUUGACCCGAGGAAAUGUCGCUGUUACCACUGGAGGUGGUUACUGUACAGAACUGAACAUCGUCAACAAAUCAAGUCAGAUCAUACACACGUGGAGUGGAGAACUGGACAAUGGUCAGAAACUAUCCCAGACGACUCAGAAUAGUAUAGCAUGUGAUAAAUAUGACAUAAUAUUUGUACGAACCUGUUAUACUCAUCAGGUAUACGUCAUCUCACGGGAUGAUAGAAUGGCAAACUGUAUCCUGGAUAAGAAACAUGGAGUACAAUUUCAAUUGGCAGUAGGUGUAGACAGUUAUGGACAUGUUUGGAUCGGCUGUAUUGAUGGUACAGUACAUGUUCUGCAACUCUAAUCAACCAGGAGAUACAGCUGUAGAUAAACUAUUGAUGGCUGGAUACUUCAAUAUUUGUUCCUUAAAGGGACAUCGCGUUAAACCAAUUUUAAUUUUGUAUUUUUCUCAUGUUAUUUGGUAUAUCUUUGAAAA
This is a messenger RNA of Pecten maximus, 1737 nucleotides long. RefSeq names its product tripartite motif-containing protein 45-like. The coding region runs from base 47 to 1036 and encodes 329 amino acids. The transcript has a single exon. NCBI's taxonomy places the organism in Eukaryota, Metazoa, Mollusca, Bivalvia, Pectinida, Pectinidae. The record is from RefSeq and is a predicted model, not a curated record. Gene Ontology annotation, molecular function: zinc ion binding.